This is a messenger RNA of Drosophila willistoni, 828 nucleotides long. Its product is annotated as trypsin epsilon. Gene Ontology annotation, biological process: proteolysis. NCBI's taxonomy places the organism in Eukaryota, Metazoa, Arthropoda, Insecta, Diptera, Drosophilidae. The record is from RefSeq and is a predicted model, not a curated record. Gene Ontology annotation, molecular function: serine-type endopeptidase activity. The coding region runs from base 7 to 777 and encodes 256 amino acids. The transcript has a single exon.
AGAAACAUGUUGAAAUUUGUGGUACUUCUGUCGCUGGCUGCCUGCGUUUUGGGUGGCACCAUCCCUGAGGGUCUCUUGCCCCAAUUGGAUGGCCGUAUUGUUGGUGGCUAUGAGACCAGCAUUGAGGAUCAUCCCUACCAAGUUUCGCUGCAACGCAGUGGCUCCCACUUCUGUGGUGGUUCCAUCUACAACCACGACAUUGUCGUCACCGCCGCCCAUUGCCUGCAAUCGAUUGAGGCUCAUGAGUUGAAAGUGCGUGUCGGCUCCACUUACUGGCGUUCCGGUGGCAGUGUACACUCGGUGAAGUCGUUCCGCAAUCACGAGGGCUACAAUUCCCGUACCAUGGUCAACGAUAUUGCCAUCAUUCGCAUUGAAUCCGAUUUGAGCUUCCGUUCGAGCAUCAAGGCUAUUGCCAUGGCUGAUUCGAAUCCCCGUAAUGGCGCCACCGCUGUUGUCUCUGGAUGGGGUACCACCGAAUCGGGUGGCAGUACUAUUCCCGAUCAUCUGUUGGCUGUCGAUCUGAAGAUUGUCGACCGUGAGGAAUGCGCCUCGGGCAAGUUUAGCUAUGGUCGCAAGAUCAAGGACACCAUGAUCUGUGCCUAUGCCGAACACAAGGAUGCCUGCCAGGGUGAUUCCGGUGGCCCAUUGGUCUCCGGUAGCCGUCUUGUGGGUGUUGUCUCCUGGGGCUAUGGAUGCGGUGAUGUUAGGUACCCAGGUGUCUAUGCCGAUGUUGCCCAUUUCCAUGAGUGGAUCGAGAAGACCGCCGACGAGUUGUAAACUCUAGCUAGGCCCUUGAAAAUUUCUACGAAAUAAAUUGCAUUAAUCACA